Cantharellus anzutake is the source of this 660-nucleotide messenger RNA. RefSeq lists its product as uncharacterized. The record is from RefSeq and is a predicted model, not a curated record. The coding region runs from base 1 to 660 and encodes 219 amino acids. NCBI's taxonomy places the organism in Eukaryota, Fungi, Basidiomycota, Agaricomycetes, Cantharellales, Hydnaceae. The transcript has 4 exons.
AUGGGCCAAAUUGAGCCUGAAUCGCCCAACCAUCAUCAUUACGCGGUGGAUACGACCAGGGUGAAUGUGACGAUGGCCCUGCGUUUCACUGAAAUUUUGAAUAAGGAUCUUGGCUGUGUGGAGGGUUUGGGGCUGAUUGGUGAUUUGGCUGAAAAGGAAGCACUGCCAGGAGAGCUCGGUGUGUCGGUUCGCACAUUCUUAAAUCAGCAUAUAACGUGUUGGGUGGAAGUCUGUAUAAGAACGGAAACGUACAUUAGCGUAUCAUUGUUUCCCGAGUGGGCCAAGUUGAGUGUUGAUCGCUGUUCAAAGGAAGACAUUCACCCAUUAAUUCAAGUGCUUGACGAAGUGAGAGCGAAUGAAGCCUUCUUUUCAAGAUUUCAGGAGGUGGUAUCACUGCACAAACUAGGAUGUCAUUUCGAAGUGCUCCCACUCCCUGUGAUUGAAGAAAGUGUGAAGCUCUGGCAUGAACUUGUUGCUGUUCAUCUGACAUCAUAUACCCCAGAUUUGGCUCGGUCGCUCCGGGGUCUUAGGGUACCAUUGGGCAAUAUGGGCUGUCAUUCCAAGGUGCUCCUGGUGAUCAAAGAAAGCAUGAAGCUCUGGCACAAGCUCCUUGCUGUUCACCCAACAUCAUAUUCCCCAGAUUUGGCUCAAUCCUCAUAA